Molecule: messenger RNA, 3673 nt
Organism: Anopheles nili
Lineage: Eukaryota; Metazoa; Arthropoda; Insecta; Diptera; Culicidae
Product: polyserase-2-like
Exons: 5
Coding region: 1-3561 (1186 amino acids)
Biological process (GO): proteolysis
Molecular function (GO): serine-type endopeptidase activity
Source: RefSeq, a predicted model, not a curated record
AUGCGUUAUCAGCUCGUGAGCUUUCUGUUGCUCUCGGGCGCCCUGUGCGGUAUUUCCCAGUCGGUAGGGUCUGAAGGUCGUUUACCAUGCGGCCGACGUAAAGUGAAGACGGUGUACUUGAUUCAGAACGGAAUAGACGCAAAGGCAGGUCACUGGCCAUGGCAUGCUGCGAUCUUUCAUCGUGCCAACGGUAAUGAGACGUACGUCUGUGGAGGAUCGAUCGUCGAUGAGAACACCAUUCUCACGUCCGCUCACUGCGUCUUCGAACGGCACCGAGUAAUCGCACAGAAUCGCGUGUCAGUGCAUGUCGGUCGAUCGCAGCUGAAAGAGGAAGGAGCCUACACGCAGAAGCAUGACGUGCGAGAGAUUAUAGUGCACUCUGGGUUUUCCCAAGAUAGCAUCGUCCAUGACAUUGCGCUGAUCAAGCUGGCAGGGAACAUCACAAUGACGAAGUUCGUACAACCUGUCUGUCUGUGGACGAUGGACAAUAAUCAGGACGCGAUCGUGGACAAAAACGGUACGAUCGUGGGGUUUGGACUAACGGAGCGAGAUGUAGUGUCUAACCAGCUGAAGCAAGCUCUAAUCCGUGUCGUUGACGCACUGACAUGUAUCGAAAGUGAUCGAGCCGUGAUCGGGACACACUUGACAGGGGACAUGUUCUGUGGACGUGGACCUUCGGGUGUUAGUGCGUGCAAUGGAGACAGUGGGGGUGGGAUGUUCUUCGAAGUCGAAGGUCGGUGGUUCGUUCGGGGUGUAGUUUCUUUCAUUUCUAGGCGAGAAAACACGGCACUGUGCGAUGGCACGAAACCCACCGUGUACACUGAUGCGGCGAAGUACGAGAAGUGGAUCGAGCAGUACGUUGAUCCUCGUGUUCUGGUCCGUGACACUGACGUGCUCGGGCUGAACUACGAAGAGAAGCUAGCGCUGUUUGAUUUCAACACCUGCGGAAUGAAAGCGCUUUCACUCGACGAAAACGGAUACACGCGGGCAUUGCCGUGGCUUGGAUUAGUCGGCACUUCAGAUACUGUGUCCGGGAACAUCGACGUGCAGUGCUUAGUGACGCUGAUAAGCAAAUGGUAUGCCGUGGGUCCUGCCGAUUGUUUCAAAAACGAUGGAGUGGAGUUACGCGUUCGAUUUGGGGGAUACUUUGAAACGCUCACGGAAAGCUGCAUCGAUCGCAAUGGGACGUCCCUAUGUACGAUACCCACGCAAACGCUACAAAUACAGCGGCUUAUUCUUCACCCGAAAUUCGACGUUUUAAAUCCGGCAGACAACAUAGCACUGAUCGAGCUGCUAAGCCCGGUGGACACAGCUCAAACCAAUGUAGCACCCAUCUGUCUGCCUGUGAUGCCGGAACUACGCACGAAUGAGAUCACGAAUUUAAGCGUGGCAUCGUUCUUGCUAAAUGAGCAAUCCUUCGACAGCACCCCUGUGCGGUAUGUGAAUGCAGCGGAUUGUAAGAAAACGUACGCUGACAAAGGGCUGGCUGUGAAUUUGGAGGGUAAGCGAAUUUGUGGCGUCUUGUCGGAGGAAGAUUCCAUGAAUUGCGUUGCUCUGAAAUCGGGUACUCCACUUCAGCAGCUGCGGACAUUGGGGAAAAGUGAGCGCUACUUUUUCCGGGGGUUUGAUAUAUACGCCCAUUCGUGCCACUCGCCGUUACCGGUCGUGUACAGUGACGGCGACGAGUAUCUCGAUUGGGUGCUGUACAAUAUGCGCUACAAUGAGGAAGAAAAAAAGUCUGAAGUAGAAGACGAUAACCUAGAGCACGAUUGGCAGCAGAAGCCGGAAAACGGCAAGCCAUGGAUGUUCAAUUUGAACUACUGUGGGCUGAGCACUAGCUGGAAUGAGGCGGGUUCACUUAAUUCCUGGAUUGGAAAGCUGGAAGCAGCGGAGAACGUAACCGAAAGGGGUCCCAUCACCGAGAGCUUGGUCGUGUUGAUAAGCGAGUGGUACGCGUUGGUUCCGGCUCAUAUUGUGCGAAAUCCUGUGUCCUGGCGCUCGAUCAGCUUGGGGUACUACGAUCGCAUCAUCGAACUUCGGUGUGAAACCACUCCUGGGUGUGUGCCACCGUACCAGCAGGUGCAAAUCAAGAACAUUACGCUUCAUCCCGGCUUCACUGAGGUGGAAGGAGAACAUAACAUCGCGCUGAUCGAGUUGCUAGAGCCAGCGAACUUCACAAAGCCCUACAUUCGACCCAUUUGUCUGCCCCUGACGGAGCGUCUGCGUAAAGCUGAACCGUUGAGUACGUCGCUGGCGGCUUAUGUCACUUCUUCCCGUAAUAAUCGAAACGUCACGGAGCUGAACACCUCCAACUGCCAGGAACGGCUCGCACAGGAAGGGUACUUUUCCCGGUUCAAGGGCACACCCCGGUGUGCGAUCGAUGUGGCUGGUAAUGGGAAAAAGUCGACAUCCGUUCAGUCGGGUGCACCGUUGCAAUCAUUGGUACGAAUCGGUGGACGGGAUCGGUACUUCCUCAGUGGGAUAAACUACUUCGAGGAUGGCUACCAUGAAGCGUACCCAAACAUGCCCUACCUUUUCACGGACAUCACGCCAUACCUCGACUGGAUAUUGGAGACCACUCAGAGGAGAGUUCACACGGGGCCGCCGAAGAAUCAAAUCCCGAAGUAUACGCGAAGGAACCUGCUGCCGGUGAAGAACACUACCAAGCGGCGACUGCUAAACUUCAACACCUGCGGCAUGAUCACGCCAACCGGUGAGACGCCGACGGGCUUUAACAGCCCUUGGUUGGGAUAUGUGGAGUCAAUCCCUCAGUUUCAGACGGUUUUUAUCCUGUCCAAAUGUGCGGUCACGUUGAUCAGCGAGUGGCAAGCCGUAGGCCCAGCUCGUUGCUUGAGCUACCCUGGAAAAGAAGCUCACAUACGUCUGGGAGGAUACAGUCAAACGACUGAAGUGAAGUGUGAGGAUCGCGAUGGAACGACCGUUUGUGAUCCUCCGACGCAGAAAAUCCCGAUCGACAGCAUCACCAUUCACCCGCAGUACAACAGACCCAGUUACAGUAACGACAUUGCGCUGGUUCGUCUCGCACAGGCGGCAGAUGUAUCGCGAGCGAAUGUAAAACCUAUCUGCCUGCCCGUCUUCGACGAGAUUCGCAGCUACGACCCUUCCAACUUGAUGACGGACGUGUUUAGGGAGAGCUCACGUUACCCGAUCGAAACUACGGUGAAUGAAGGAUACGUCAAUGGCACGGAGUGUCAGCGAAUAUGGGAUGGUUUAGCUCUUAAUCUGGACGUUGACGGCACCAAAAUGUGUAUCCACCAGGAGUUUACAUCCGACGCGGGAUGUCUGACUGUGUGGCCUGGAUUUGCACUGUACUCCAUGCAUAGCUUAUUGGGGCAGAACAGAUCGUUCCUGCGAGGUAUCGAAGUACUCGAACCAGGAGAGUGUACGCAUUACUAUCCCAAUGUUUACACCGACGUCGAUGUCUACUUAGAUUGGAUCCUCGAGAACUUGGAUGACAGUAAGGCUACGGUGGAUGUGUCCAUUCGAUUCACUCCAUCUGGGCAAUCGUUCGACUUGCGAGAGAAAUUAGUCUUAGCCUAGAUGCCUUAACACGGGUGUAAUUUGGGGACAAUGAACCAAUUGUUCACUCAAUACGGUAUCUUUUAAAAGAUUGUAAGCGAAACUCUCCGUACUAGAUUUUUAAGCAGAGAGA